AUGACACCACCGACGUCUCCUUCCUUGAACUGGGCCUGGGACAGCGCUGUCGACGACGAGAAGCCAUUGCACGAUGGGAGCACUCGGAAGAUGUCACAACAAAGGAGCAUUCUCAUGUCAGCUCUUCGCUGCUGGCAGAGGCUCAUGGUGUCCGAGACAGACUGCGAACGAACCGCUCAAGGGCCUCAGAGUCGUACACGCCAUUCAGUCGCUGCCGGAGCGUUGGACGCUCUGAAGGAGUUGUGCGCGGUGUCGCAGAGCGAGCUUCCAGACACCAUCUCGGCCUUCACCAAAAUGGUCGAGGUCACGCCGACGUCCGGAAAGGGGGACCAGGUCUGCUUCCCGACGCCUCUCAGAGAGCAGGAGACCACCGCCGCCAUCAAGGCACUCGAAGCCUGUGCUGCCGCCGCCAUUGCCAAACUUCGGUAUGGAGAGGAAACCAAGAGGAUCCAGGUUGAUACCGACAAGGUUUCAGCCUUCUUGAUGUCGGCGUACAUCUCUACCCUCGACGGCAUGGGCAAGCAAGAUUCACGGAUCAAGGAUAGAAUUCCUGACACGGACCUGAACCGGGCCCAGUCGGACCUAUACAGACGCAUGUCGGCCAACCUCUAUAGCACCAAGAAUCCCGGCGAGUACUACCACAUUCACGGGUCCCUCGACGCCGAUGUGACCCUCCAGAUGCUCGGUCUGCCUAAAGACAACCCGGACAUGACCGACUACCGCACCAUUAUCGACUACAUCGGAUUCGCCGUCAAGCAGCACACCGCCGCAGAACUCGACGCUCUCAACCUCGCCCAUCGCCAAGCCGGCAUUCAAGCCCUCACCUGGCCCCAGUUCCAAUCAACCCCCCACGGCAAAGCCCUCCUCGACCUGCCACCCUUCACCGUCCGCCCCAACCCCUCUGACGCCCACUGCACCCCACCCACUCCCUUCCCGCCACCACCCCAUCCCACCACCACCAACCCGCGGUACGCCCUGCAGGGCAUCAAAGUUCUCGAGCUAUGCCGCGUCAUCGCCGGCCCGACAAUCGGCCGGUCGCUCGCGGCGCACGGCGCCCAGGUCCUCAAGGUCACCUCGCGCCGCCUGCCUGACGUGCCCUUCUUCCAGCUCGACGUCAACACGGGCAAGCACGCCGUGCACCUGGACCUGAAGCCAGGAAGCUCGGCCGCGGACCGCGCGACGUUUGCGUCGCUCCUCGCCGACGCCGACGUGCUCAUCGACGGCUACCGGCCCGGGGCGCUGGCGCGCCUGGGCUAUGGGCCUUCGGUGCUGGCCGACCUUGCCAGGCAGCGGGGUAAGGGAUUCGUGUAUGUCGCUGAGGACUGUUUCGGAGGGACGGGCUUGCUUUCGUCAUCCUCAUCAUCAUCAUCCUCAUCAUCCCACGAGGAAAAAGAGGAAAAGGAGGCCUGGGCCUCGCGGCCCGGGUGGCAGCAGAUCGCCGACUGCGUGACGGGCGUCGCCUGGGCCCAGGGAGAAUUCAUGGGUCUCGACGAGCCGGUGGUGCCGCCGUUUCCCAUGUCGGACUACGGCACCGGCGCGCUGGGCAGCCUGGCCGCGCUGGUGGGGCUGUACAGGCGGGCGACCGAAGGCGGGUCAUGGAUCUGCCGGACCAGCCUGUGCCAGUACGACGUGCUUCUAAUGCGGCUGGGCUUGCUGCCCAAGGCCGAGCAGGAACGGCUGCGGAGGGAGCAUGCCGAGAGCGGGGCCGGCUUCUUCGAGCUGAGACAUUGCGACUCGGUGGAUGAGGUUGGGCGGAGGGCGCUGGAGGGGGGUGAGGGCAGCGGGCGGAUUAUGCAGGAGGCGUGGAGCGAGGCGUUCAAGGGCGUGGUGCGCUGGCCGAGGGAGGCGGUCGAGAUUGAGGGUCUUAGGGUUGGGCACGUGAGAACGGCCAGGCCGAAUGGGUGGGAUAAGGAGGCUAGCUGGGACGGGUGGGAGGAGGAGAUUGGCGAGACAGCCGCUAAGAUGGACGAGGUGUCGCUCUGA
This is a messenger RNA of Parathielavia appendiculata, 1983 nucleotides long. RefSeq names its product CoA-transferase family III. NCBI's taxonomy places the organism in Eukaryota, Fungi, Ascomycota, Sordariomycetes, Sordariales, Chaetomiaceae. The transcript is spliced from 3 exons. Gene Ontology annotation, molecular function: catalytic activity. The coding region runs from base 1 to 1983 and encodes 660 amino acids. The record is from RefSeq and is a predicted model, not a curated record.